This is a messenger RNA of Aplysia californica (California sea hare), 2824 nucleotides long. Its product is annotated as dynein regulatory complex protein 11. NCBI's taxonomy places the organism in Eukaryota, Metazoa, Mollusca, Gastropoda, Aplysiida, Aplysiidae. Gene Ontology annotation, molecular function: ATP hydrolysis activity; ATP binding. The record is from RefSeq and is a predicted model, not a curated record.
GAAACACAUGCCGCCGGACCUGUUGGACGCCUUCGACAACCGCCAGUGGCACGCGGCACAGGACAACUUGGCGUGCCUGCUGAGAGAGGAGUACCGCUACGUGUAUGACGAGGAGGGUUACCCGGUGGAGCCCGAACCCAUCGGCGACUACCGCACAGCGCUAGAUCUCUGCACGUCUAGGUAUAUCCACUACAUCCUGAUCAUCCGACAACUGGACGAAUGCUACCAGUACCUGGUGCACCCUCAGAAGCGCAAGCUGGUCAGAACCUGUAUAGAGGGUGCCGCCGUCCGCCUUCUGGAGUUCAAAGAACAGAUGGUGGAGCUUGACCUGCGCGAGUUCCAGUUCUACGACACGUUUCUGCAUGACCUGAGUCUCACACCCCCUGACAUUGUCAUAGAGGUACCCAAGUUUUUCUUGGCCGGCCGCGCUGCGUUGCUCCGGACACGAGAGAUGAUGCUCACGUCUAUACUGGUCAAACACUUCCCCGACCGUUUCCAGGACGCUCCUCUCACAGAGUCUAUGAGCGUGGGCGAGGCUAUACUCCUGAUACAGCGAAACCAGCGGGCCUUUGUCGACAGGACGAAGUCAAAGAAGAAAAAACUGCACGUUCUGAACAGAGCAAACAUGGCGUACUGGGCGAAACUCUACGACUCUGGCACCGCGUCCAUGAAUACGAUCUGCCAGAAGUACGCGGCAAAAUGGCGGGCAUAUUACGUCAGAAGGGGAAUCGGACGCAUGCGCGAGGACGAGAUGGUCAAACUGGGAAUGCUUCCGGACUACACAGCCAACGACAAAGUAUUCACUCAGCGGGACGAGCACUUGUACAGAAACCAGAAGAUUGCUCUGGAAAAUGAACAGGCUCUCGAGGAGGAUACACGUCGGCAGGAGCAGAUGUUGCUGAACGAGGAAGGCCCCUCUAUGGCGGAGAGCUUGAGGCAGACAAUCCUGCAAUGGAUUCUGGAGUUGCGGGACUUGACUGGGAAGUUCCCGGUUUUUCCCGAAGAGAGCCAAGGUGGGAGUAAUGCCUUGUUUAAGAACAAAGCUCUCGAAGAGGUGGAGACGGAUAUUUUAGACUGGCUCGAAGAGCAGGAAUCAGGGAAGAAGAAGAAAGGUGGUAAGAAAGAGGGCAAGAAGAAGAAAAAGAAGGAGAAGAAGAAGAAGAAAAAGAAGAAGAAAGGCGAGGGGGAAGAGUUCGAGUGGGUCAUGCCGGAGUCGGAAGGCUUGCCUGUUCUGCGGGAGGCGGAGAACACUUACUGUGACUACUGGUACUGGAAGGAUGAGACCAACAACCAGAGACAGGUGCACGAUCUGGAGAUUCUCAAGGAGGAUCUACGGCGCCCUGUUGGGGAGACCAUCAGAAAAGAGGUAGACGACCUAAUGCGAGUGGAGCUAGACCGUUUGAGAUACGCCAUAGACCACCAAAAGAAAGGCAAAGAACCGACCGGAAAGAAAGGAAAGGACAAGACAGGUGGCAAACGCAAGAAAGCCAACAAGGACCUCACAAAAGACCGGACAAUAGACGACUUGUACGAGGAACUGGUCACUGGGGAGAUCAUCAUACCGAGCCAACACAUCCGGAUAAACGACUUUCUGGGGGAACACUUCUACGUCGGUUGUACUAUGGAGAACGAAGGACUGGAGCCAUUGCCUUCCCUGGCCGUUGUGCGUCGCCUCAUUACGGAGCUAGCGCUGAUCCCCCUGGGCUCAGCGGCCGUGCAUGAAAGGGCUCCUCUCAACAGGUCCAUGCUGAUCGCCGGGCUGCGGGAGACAGGCAAGAAGAUGUUGGUUCACAGUAUCUGUUACGAGGUGGGCGCCAAUUUGUUCAACCUGACACCCUCAAAUCUGGCGGGAAAAUAUGAGGGGAAAAAAGGACAGCAGAUGCUCAUGCACAUGAUCAUGAAGGUUGGCAAAGCCAUGGAGCCCUCGGUGUUCUGGGUGGGCGAUUGUGAACAAUUGUUCCUCAGCAAAAAGGACAAGAAAGACCCCGCAAAACCGGCGCGAUGGGCCAGCAUCUUGCCGAAAACCAUCAAGAAAAUCAAGAACGGUGACCGCAUGAUGCUGGUGGGGACCACGAGCCGACCGUACCUGGCCAAGCCCAAACCCCUGACCAAAUGCUUCCAGCGGGUGGUGUUCGUGCCUCGACCAGACUACGCCAGUCGUCUGCUCCUGUGGAAAUACUUCAUCGCCAAACACUGCGGCAGUCAGAUGGUCUCCCACGACCUGGACAUUUCCUCCCUGACCAAGGUAACCAAUGGCUACACAGCGUUUGCCAUUCAAAGCGCAUGCGCGGAAGUGCUCACGGAAACCCGGAUGAAGCGACUGAACCGUCGCGGGAACUUGAGGGCGUCUGAGUUCAUUGAACGUAUCGCCACGUACGAACCCAUCUAUGUGGAGGAGGAGGCGGCAGUUCACGACUGGUACAUGAAGACGCCACUGGCUAAGAAAAGGCUCAAGAGACGACAGGAGGAAGAGGGAUACACAGGCGGAAAGGGGAAAAAGAAAAAGAAAGGGAAAGGAAAGAAGAAGAAGAAGUAGCACUGAUCAUUGUAGUGCUGUUCAAUUUGAAACAUUAAAGAUAACUCAGCUUAUUGCUAUUUUAAGUUCUUUAAAAAAGGAUGAAAGAAAACUAGAAAAAAAAGUGUUAUGAGCAGAGUGAAACUGAGACUGUCUCAAAAGUGUGUUUUAUUUUUGUUGAAACGGAAAAACAAUUGUUCUAACAUGAUGACAUAGACUGGCAGACUAAAUUAACCCAAAAAAUCGAAAAUCGACAAAAGACGAUACUGUUUCUCAAUAAACACAUUGUGUCACUUUUGGAUCUUGAAA